AUGGAUACUAAUAAGGAAUAUGAUUUCAAUGUAGAUGCACGAUCUUCUCGUUCUGUAAGUACUUCUAUGGAUAAGCCGUUUGAAGAAGAAAGUACGCCAAAUAACAGUAUAACCGAACAAGCAGCAGGAAGGAAAAGCACAUCUCGUAUAAGACAUAAAAGAAAAGAAUAUUCCCCUGAAGUUUCUGUUGCACCUUUGUAUAAAAGAUUCAGUUUGAGCGAAGACUUUAGUGUUAUCAAAGACGGCGCUGAACCAGAAACUUCACGCUCUCUCCUCAAUACUAGUCGAGCCCGGAACAAAAAUGUUGUAAAAAGAUAUUCUCCAGCAAGUGAAAAAUCGUCGCGAAAGGAAAAAGACGAUAGUACAGAUUCGCAGAAAGAAGUGAUUCUUCUCAGUCACCUAGGCGAUCUUCUUAAAAAGAAAUAUUCGCAUGUGGAAGACUUUUCUUUAGAUUACAGAAAAUUGGGAGUGAAAGUUAAAGACAUCAGUCCCGAAUAUUCAUUAGAGCCUCUAGAUUUCAAGCACAGUAAUUCUGCCGAACCAGCGUUUGUCCCUAGUAUCCCCACUGAAAUUCCCGAAAAAAAAACGAACAAGCGGACAAGUUCUAUCAAGCUCAAACUUCCUCGAAAACAUUCUGUUGAAAAGUUAUUAAAACAAGAAGCGCAAAACACUCCUAAAAACGAAGGCGAGAGCUCCAAAGAAUCUUCUGUCGUUUCUCAGUCUACACCAGAUCAUUUGGAAAUGAGUAGUCCUUCUGAAAGUAGUGGCAGACCGAAGAGAUUAGCGGCUGGUAAAAGUCGAGACUUCAUUUCACAAUUGGUAGCCCCAAACCGGAGACACAGCAAAGCUUCUGAGCAUGCUACUCCUAACGAGCGGGAGAAGUCAGCGAGCAGUACACCAGCUGAUGUGAAAUCAGAAGAGAAAGAGGAAACUGCCAAUUCGAAGCCUGUUGAUACUGCAAACAUUAUUCGAGAAGCCGAGAAGAUAGCGUCUGCUCUUACUGAAUUAACUUCAAGACCGAAGCGAAGUUUGAAUCUCACACCGAAAAUGCGGAACGUUUUCAAUCUCAAAGGAGACAAGACAGGUUUAACCAGGUCUGAUUUCAAAAUUACUGCCAGACCGAAUUCGGCAUUGGAUAUAUUGAGGAAUGCAAAAUUGUAUCAGCGUGUUAGGAGUCCUUCUCCUAUCAACACUUCCAUCCCACCAGUGUCCAAACCUGCGACCCCUCCCCACGCUGAGAGUCCCAUAGAUUCAAAACCUGAAGAAAAGUUGCCAGUUCCGGAAGACUCUGUUGCAUCCCCUCCUCGAACCCCCGAAGAUGACGAGAACAAUGAUAAAGAUAUCAAAGUUGAAGAAGUAUCUUUGGGAAUACCUGAACCUGAGGAAGAGGUUAUGGAUACAAAGCUUGAUGAGAGUGAUGCUAAAGAGGAUGAGAAACUGGAUUCUGAGCCUUCCGAAGCUCCAGAAACUGCGGAGGCUACAUCCAUUUCUUCAGCUUUUCAAGCUAAACCUGGAAGAAGUAAAGGGAAACUUCUGAAUGAGAAUGACUCACCAGUCAAGCCAAUACCUGAGAUCUCAGCUCCAGUGCUGCCCAUUAAGAAAGUCGAACCGGUUCGGUCAUCACGACGAAUUAUUAAGCCUGUAAAAUUCGAAGAUUUUGUAACUGAUCACCCCCAUCCUAAGAAUGAACGUACAGCCUCUUCGAGCGCUGCUUCGAUUUCCGAUGUUCCUUCUUCGUCGGAGGAAACCCCAGUUGAGCUUGCAAAACCUGCAGGACGACAACGGCCUCGCAAGUCGAGCAUCUCCAAUAAGAGGAAAUCGGAGCCACAACCUAUCCGUUUGAAACUUCGGUUAGAUGGUAAACGUUCAAGUGUAAUUGGUGGGAUACCGAAAGUUACUUCACCUGAACCACGGAUAGCAGUGGAAGAUACCAAACAGACGAGUAUUUUUCAUGCUGUGAAAGAGACUACACCCUUGAAUGACAGUAUUUUAACAAACGAAAAUGUCACCCCAACAGAAGCUGAACGUAGAGGAGAGACUAAGGUGAAACGGAAGUCAGGGAAAUCCUGGAUCUUAGGCUACACGCCGUCAGUCAAACCCGUGUUGGAAGACCUCGUACACACUAACGGAACAGUUGAGAAGAUUGGAGUAGUGGUGUAUGCUGUGAUGGACAGAAUUCUACUUGAAGUCUGCCAAGAUGGCGUUGUGCGUCAUUCUGGCGCAAUAUCCAAAAAAGAUCGUAGACAGAGAGCUAUGGGAAUCGCUCGUCAGCGUUACUUGGAGAAGAAAGCUGAGUAUGAAGUUUUGAAAGCUGCUUGUUUGGCUCGUGGAGAAACUCCUCCAGUGUUCAGUCAUACUCUUACCACUCAUAAGCGAUACUCAAGAUCUUCCCUUCCUUCGGAUGCGGAUUGCUUGUCAAGCGGCAGAGCCGAGCGAACGAAGAAGGGAGGAAUUUACAAGCAAAAUGAGUAUCUCAUGAAAACCAACAAAUCUCGUAAAUUCUCUGAAAGUGAUGACAAUGAAGGAAAGGAACCGAAGUCUAGGAAGAUACUCGAGUUUUCUCCCAUACAGCAGCGUGAACCCAAAGAAGAAAAAUUCCUGCAUGAGAAGAGGAAGAGAAGAGCAGAUGAAUAUUCUGGACGUAAUGAGAAUGACUAUUACUCUCAUGAGCGGAUACAUGAGAUACGAGAGAAGCAACGUGAAAAGACUGUACCCUUCAGUAUGUUCCUUGAAAACAAACCAGAGGGAUUAUCUCAAUCUCUCUGUAUAAAUACUCCAAUCACUUCUUCUCAACCUCAUGAUUUCUUCUACAGAGACCUGCUUUACGGCUCAAGAAUGACAUCUGUGAACACCGAGUAUGUAGAUGAUGUGGUAGAUAUUUUGGAGAACGAGAAAACUGAGUUCAAUGAGAACGAUUACGUUAUAAACUCUGAUGCCAAGAAUCUAGCUGCUCAUAUAGGUACUCUUUUGAUGAGACCCAGUCAGCCGGAUGGCUCCUAUAGUAUAUCGGACUUCUUCAGUUUAAUAAGAGAAGAAACUGAACUGAGAAGAGCAAUCGUCAAUCAGGCAAUGGAUAUCAUCACUGAUCAGUACGUGACUGAACAAGUCGCUUACGACGUUAAUGCAAAUGUGACUGUUUACAACACAACCCUCAGAAAUGCAUCUCUCUUGAGAGAUAUUUUCAAUAUGUUCAGUGAAGAACGUCAAAACUGUGUAUAUUGGGUGCACAGAACUUUCCUCGAAACUUUGCCAGAGCAUUUCCUCGCGUCCUACCUCAUCCUCCUCAGAUACUGUAAAACAUUGACGAAUUCAUACAUUGGGAAAGUUAUCAAAAACUGUGCGAAUGAUUCAUAUCCAUGGCCAGAAGUUGUUGAGCUGCUCACGGAAUUCACGAAUACGAAGGUUGUCGAUCCGGAUCUUGAUAUGCUGAAUCGAACUGUAACUAGUUGCCUGCUGUCUGAUGUCGUAUUUCUACUUGUCUCACCAGCUAUAAGUGCCGGAGAUUUUGUGUUGAAGGCCCGUUAUCACGAAAACGUUUUUAGAUGGCUCAAACAAAUGGGACAUCCUGCUUCUGAAGUGAUGCGCAUGAGUUUUAAUGAGGAUUAUGAGAAUUACUCAGUCGCACAGCUCUGUGAUACUAUGAUUGACAAAAUAGUUCAGAAGGUUAAGCAGUUAACGAAGUCUCAUCGCGACAAACGAAUUGUUCUUGUGGGAUGGCAAACAACUUGUUUCUUUAAUCAUAGAGCUGUUCAAUUGACUCAUGGAGUGUCAGCAAUCAUCGACUUGGCUUUCCCUGUUCUGACUACUGAAGGACCUCGAGGAUCAGCCGAUGAUGACAUUCUCUUAACGUACUGCCCAUCACUCUUCAUAGCCGGUUCCGAGUCAGAAGAUUUUGACGCUGUUGCCAUGAGGGAGUUACGUUCUCAUAUGAUCGUGCCGACUGGAUUGGUAGUAGUUGCCAAUGCAGAUGCUAACCUUAUGGUGUCCAAUACUGUUCUGAAUAAAUUGUGUAUAACGCAGAAAACUGUACAUAGAGCUCUUGUUGAACAAGUAAAUCAUUUUCUACGAUUGGAUGAAACAAGAAAGGAAAGAUCUCAAUUAAUACCAGUCGAACUUAAUAAUGUUUAUCAUGUAGAUCCAUCGAAGUUCAGUGCAAAGGACAAACAAAAGUUAACAUCAGAGAAAGAAGAAGCUGCUCGAUCGAAAAAGAAAAGAUUUGCUGGACCUUUCUCACCAACAGCACCAGCCAUGCCGGCUCUAUCUGCUGAGAUGACUCUAUCAACCAGUCAAGCACGAAACCGUUUCGAUCAAAUGCUCAAAAAAUCUCUACCUCAACAUUAUGAUUCUCGGAAGGUGAAAGAAGAUGCUACAAGAAAAGAAAGCUUCAGAGAGCCUAGAGCUCCACCAGUUUCGGCUGGAUAUAAAUCUUCGCCGUUGCCGUCGCCGUCUGUGAGACCGAGUUCAACAGAGGCUUCAAAUCUUCUAGAUCCUGCUUUGAUAUCCCUUAGUUAA
Messenger RNA from Auanema sp. JU1783, 4512 nucleotides. NCBI's taxonomy places the organism in Eukaryota, Metazoa, Nematoda, Chromadorea, Rhabditida, Rhabditidae. The record is from the annotation of a GenBank genome assembly.